This is a messenger RNA of Knipowitschia caucasica, 513 nucleotides long. Lineage: Eukaryota; Metazoa; Chordata; Actinopteri; Gobiiformes; Gobiidae. The record is from the annotation of a GenBank genome assembly.
AUGGAUCUGGGCUGCCCUCGUCAACAAAAUAAGAUGGAGGAGAAUCCCAGAUCUCUUAACCUUGACAAAUACAGAAUUUCAUUUAAAUCAUACACUUCGGAAUAUCAGAACCAGCCCUCGGGUUCAACUUCAAUUGGAGCCAUUGCUUCAUCUACAGUUGGACUGUCAGAGAAUGAACCACAGCCAGGCAAUGAUAGUUUGAGAAAACUGUUGAAGGAAAAAGCCCCAAAUCUCCUCUUGGAGUUCGAAUCAUCAGGCAGUCUUUCCAUCACGUCACGAAAACUGCUUGUUAAAGUAUCUGUGAGCCAUCUCGUGGAACAGAAGGGAUUCUAUCCCUCAAAGGAUGACAAAAUACUUCUGGCUAGAAGUAUAGUAAGUCUUUCCCUCGCUAAAGAUAAACUACCAGGAAAAAAAAUGAAGGAUUUGAGCAUUUCUUUGACCCAGUUUCCCAUUGCAUGCCUGAUUCUGAAGAAACCAGUGAGUCGCGUUCCUUUCAAGCGCUCCAGAGUCUGA